CAUCGGCUUGGACCUUAACUUGAUAAAAAUGGAUAAGCAAAUCACAACAAGCAAAGCACACUGUUUGGUGUUAGCAUAUCCAGCACUAGGCCACAUCAACCCCAUGAUUCAACUCUCCAAGCUAUUGGAACAUCAAGGGGUGAGAAUAACUUUUGCAACAACUCGUUUCUACUCCAAGAAUUCGCUAAAGGUACCUCCUUCUAUGGCACUCGAAACCAUUUCUGAUGGGUUCGACGACGUUAGGCCGACACAGGGCGAGACCAGCAAAGCCUACGUAGACCGGUUUUGGCAAGUUGGGCAAGAAACUCUUGCUGAACUUCUCGAGAAACUUGGUGAAUCGAAAAACCAUGUUGAUUGUGUUGUUUAUGACAAGUUCUUCGCUUGGGCACUAGAUGUUGCCAAGAGGUUUGGAAUAGUUGGAGCUGCUUAUCUCACUCAAAAUAUGACUGUGAAUAAUAUAUACUAUCACGUUCAGUUGGGAAAGUUGCGUGCUCCUCUCGCAGAGCAUGAGAUUUCACUCCCUAAGUUGCCUAAGCUUCAACACGAGGACAUGCCAUCUUUUUUCUUUACGUAUGCACAAAAUCCAACUCCCUUUGAUUUUGUUGUGUCUCAGUUCUCCAAUAUCGACAAAGCUGAUUGGAUCCUGUGCAAUACGUUCUACGAACUGGAUAAAGAGGUAAUUAUCAAGAAGAUACUAAUUAAAUUUACAUAUGUUCUAUACAGGAUUAAUAAUCCUCCAUUGAAGACUUCUUCAUGGAGAUUUCAAGCUACUUCCCUCAAGAACAUUCGGUCCAAGCAUGGAACUAGUGAAGAAUCUCAAUCUUCUUCAACCUAG
This is a messenger RNA of Cajanus cajan (pigeon pea), 835 nucleotides long. NCBI's taxonomy places the organism in Eukaryota, Viridiplantae, Streptophyta, Magnoliopsida, Fabales, Fabaceae. The record is from RefSeq and is a predicted model, not a curated record.